GUCCAUCACCAUUCACCACACCACCCCUGCGUCCAAACACUUCCUUUUAUAUUUUGCUAUAUUCCACGCCUGUCUCAGUGCCUGUGCCUCUUCCAUCUUCUUCUUACAUUUCACUGAAGACUCUCUCCCUCUCUCCGUCACUCUGUCUCUCUCGCUCUGUCCCGUCUGUUCUUCUCGUUGACUCAUUGGAGAAUUGUUUGACACAUUUUAGACCAUCAGAACGCGAGAGAUCAGCAAAAGGGUCUUUCACUGGAGCAAUUCCAAUAUCAUUAACCCCAGUAGUCAGCAAGCCAUUUACAAGACUAGACAAUUGCAAUGGAUACCAUGACUUUCAACUCACAGCGUUGCCAAUUUUCAAUUAAAUUGUGGCCCCCUAGCCAAAACACAAGGCUAAUGCUUGUGGAACGAAUGGCCAAUAAUCUUUCAACUCCAUCUAUCUUCACCAAGAAGUAUGGGAGUCUAAGCAAAGAAGAAGCCACCGAAAAAGCCAAACAAAUUGAAGAUGUGGCUUUUGCCACUGCAAACCAACACUAUGAAAGGGAGCCAGAUGGUGAUGGCAGUUCUGCUGUGCAGCUUUAUGCUAAGGAGUGCAGUAAGCUCAUCCUGGAAAUUCUUAAAGGAGGCCCUAGAGUGGCAGGGAGAGAGACAAUGACAUCUGAGGGAGCUACUGCACAUCAUGAGACAGUUUUUGAUAUAUCUAAAGACCAACGAGCUUUUAUUGAAGCAGAGGAGGCUGAGGAGCUUUUAAGGCCACUGAAGGAGCCAGGAAAUUCCUACACUAAAAUAUGUUUCAGCAAUAGAAGCUUUAGCUUAGGUGCAGCUCGUGUUGCUGAGCCCAUCUUGGUUUCCCUCAAGGACCAGUUGAAGGAUGUAGACUUGUCUGAUUUUAUUGCAGGAAGACCUAAGGCAGAAGCUCUUGAAGUCAUGAAUGUAUUCUCAGUGGCCUUGGAGGGUUGCAUCUUGAGGUCUCUGAAUCUUUCAAAUAAUGCCAUGGGCGAAAAAGGUGUUUGGGCAUUUGAGGCACUUCUGAAAUCGCAGAAUAGCUUGGAGGAGCUGUAUCUAAUGAAUGAUGGCAUCUCAAAGGAAGCUGCACAGGCAGUUUGUGAGUUAAUUCCUUCCACAGAGAAGCUUAAGAUCCUUCACUUUCACAAUAAUAUGACUGGAGAUGACGGGGCUCGUGCUAUUUCUGAGGUUGUAAAAUGUUCUCCCAUUCUAGAGGAUUUUCGAUGCUCUUCUACAAGGGUAGACUCCGAAGGUGGGGUUGCUUUAUCCGAAGCACUUGAGAUAUGUACCCAUCUGAAGAAGCUGGAUCUGAGGGACAAUAUGUUUGGUGUAGAAGCAGGAGUUGCUCUGAGUAAAGCUCUUUCUAAGCACGCAGGUCUAACUGAGGUUUACUUGGGUUACCUGAAUUUGGAAGAUGAGGGAGCAAUUGCCAUAGCAGGUGUUCUUAAGGAAUCAGCUCCUUCACUUGCAGUGUUGGAUAUGGCUGGAAAUGAUAUAACUGCUGAAGCGGCUCCUACUCUAGCUGCUUGUAUAGCAGCUAAGCAGCUUCUCACCAAAUUGAAUUUGGCUGAGAAUGAACUCAAGGAUGAAGGUGCUAUUCAGAUCAGCAAGGCAUUGGAAGGUCACAUGCAGUUAAAGGAGGUUGAUAUGAGCACAAACUCAAUUAGGAGGGCUGGGGCUAGGCUCUUGGCUCAGACUCUGGUGCAGAAGCCUGAAUUUAAGUUGCUAAACAUGAAUGGAAAUUUCAUUUCUGAUGAAGGCGUCGAUGAAGUCAAGGAUAUAUUUAAGAAAUCCCCCAACAUGCUUGGGUCCUUGGAUGAGAAUGAUCCUGAAGGAGGAGAUGACGAGAAGGAACUUGGAGAGGAAGGUGAAGGUAACGAGGAUGAAUUAGAAUCAAAACUGAAGGGCCUAGAUGUCAACCAGGAGUAGAGUUCUCUUAUGUCAGGUAUCGUGUCAUGUAUUUUAAUUUUUAUAAUUUGCCUGGGGAAAGCUUGUCUGAAAUAAUUUUGUAACUACUGUUCGGAUCUGACUGCUUUGUUGAAUUUUAGUGCAUGAGCAGGGCCAGUGGCAGUUAGUUGAUCGGAAGUAUAAGUGUUCUUUCCCCUAAUCGGUAGUCUAGGCUCGAAAGGAUUGGUUUUUAGCAGGGUCAUUGUCAUUUAGAUUAGAUCUGCUGUGGCUAAUGUUGUCAUUGACCCGAGAAUGAAUUGCUCCAUUGCCCCUAUAGAUGUUUUCUUUAAAGAA
Malania oleifera is the source of this 2244-nucleotide messenger RNA. Its product is annotated as RAN GTPase-activating protein 2. The record is from RefSeq and is a predicted model, not a curated record. Gene Ontology annotation, molecular function: GTPase activator activity; protein binding. The transcript is spliced from 3 exons. Lineage: Eukaryota; Viridiplantae; Streptophyta; Magnoliopsida; Santalales; Ximeniaceae. Bases 316 to 1932 code for a protein of 538 amino acids.